CUACUUUAAAACCUCAUAGCAGUACACGUAUCGCAAUUCUUAGCAAUUUACACUAUUAAAUCUUACGAUAAUCGUCUUGAAGUCUACUUGUAGUGUAAAGUAUCACAGUGAAUAUUGUUUACGCUGUGUUGUGAUUGCAGAAACUUAUUUUACGUAUUUUUAUUUUUGGUCUUUAAGUUAAGACCGCCGCCCGAAUAUUUUCUUUUUGAUAAAAUUGAUUACAAGUACAGAGGGCUGUAAGGACGAAGGAAAAGUAAACUUCUAAUUAACAUGAUCAAUACGGACUGCCCGAAAUCAAACAUUCUGUCGAAUACAAUUAUUUACGGGCAACUAAAUAUUUUGAAGAAUAAGCAGGCCGCUUUGCGCCGCUCACAUUAUUGUCAGAGAAAAUAUAAGGUUAAGAAGUUUAGAACAGUGAAUAGAAGCCAUACAACCACAAUGAUGCCUACAGUCGGCACCGUUUGUUGGUUGGGAGCCUAGAGAGUUAAAAUUUCAUUAGGAGCUCAAGAAGAGUUCAAAGAAGUAAGUAAUAGCGUUCACCCUAUUUCGAUAUUAAAGUUUUUGUUCACAGGUCCAGGACACGUCGGAAAUAUCGAACCCUGAAGGAAUUCCAAAAAUCUAUCUCAACAAUUUAAAUGAAUCUAAAGAAAAGUAGAAAAAUUCGAAAAGUUAAUUUUCUCUAAUUGAAAGAAUAUAAAAAUUAAUAUUUUUAAAGAUUUACUAAAAAAUCUAAGUUUUAACUAUAUUAAUGACUUCUGUAUUCCAAAAAAUUAAGAAGUUCUAAUUGGUUAACUUUUGCUAUAAAUUACUAAUUUGGAAAGUUACAGAUGUCGAUUUUCUUUAAGGUGCAUAUUAAUGGCGCGUCGAUAAUUUUCUGGCACCACAAUAAUCCUUCAUAGUUCAUUCUUCUUACCAUUUCUUCAUUCCUUUUGUUGGCGUUUGUUCAAUAAAAUGCACAAAACCUGCUCUUAAUAUUCCGCGAUAGUUGUCGAUACAAAGUUCCAAUUAACGCACCUACUAAACAAUCGGUAGGUACUUAGACAUGUAGGAAGUAGAGAGGGUAGAAAGUUUCAAGUACCUACAGUGCGUUCGAUCGAUAUCUCGAACAUUGGGACAGUAAAGUAUACUUUAUCAAUAUUUAAACUAGUCAUAUUUAGUUAAUUACAAUAGCUAUAAGUCAUAAUAGUUAAUUACCAAUUAUUUAUAGUUUUAGUUCUAAAUUAACUAGUCUAGCUAGCAUAGGUAAUUAAGUUAUAAUUAUGGCAUCGUUGUGGCAACACGACGAAACCGCAGUCUCUAGUAGAGACAUUAAGAUAACGCUUAAUUAAUUAUAAUUUAGAUAAGUUGUACAAUAGUUUUUUUUACUAACGUUCUACAGGAAAUAUUUCGGUUACAUGCUAAAAAUUAGCAACCGAAACAAUGACUUAUUGUUAGUACAUCGACAAAAUUUUAAGGGCAGGUGACAUUAUGUUGAUUGCAUAAUCGACGGCAGCUGAAAAAAUGUUGUUCCUUAUAAUAUUUUCAAUUUAUAAUCAUAUUUAUUAUAUUUUUAAAUAUUUAUGCAAUCAUCAUUCCUUCUAUGCUAUUUUACAACUUCAUUAUAACAUUCAUAAUCUAUAUAAUUUUUAUAUACCUACUCUAAAUUCAUACUCAUUGGUACAUAUUUCGAUUUUCAAGGCUUCGACCUUCCUCUCACGUCAGCAGUUGAGAACGUCAUAAUUACCUACUUUGUUUAGACAAGAUUGGAUCUUGAUUAUUCCGAAGUCUCUUGUUAUUUGUCCAUCUCAUUGUGCAAAUUAAAACAAUUUAACUGCCUUUCUGAUGUUGGAGCAUUACACGAGUGUGAUGUUCCAGACAUCGGCAAGGACAGCGAAAUCAUUUUAAUUAUCAUUUGCUAUUCCCCUCACAACCUUUGUAUGUUGUCCUACCACACCCUAUAUCCCGCUUCAUAUGAGUAUGCACACAUUAUGUUACGUCGUAUCAUUUCUGUUUGUAGUUCUAUUCAAAAUGGUUGCUCAAAAGAUCACCUGUCCGAGUCGGAGCGACGAUAUCGGAACUCAGUACGAUCCGAACACCAAAAGACAUGGUUUUUUCGCAAACGAGUCUCAAUACUCAAACUGUUUUGAAAGUGGUAGAGCUAGAUCGUUUAAAGACCGAGAAGAAGAACUGCGUAAACGGUCUAAACGGAGUGAUUACCGACGGAUAUUCAAACAACGCAGCUCCGUCUUCGCCAGUGGCUACAACCAGCAGCUUUGCAGAGGUUUACUUGAAAUCGGAGCCCCUAUUCGAGAGCGCAAUGGUUCACGAAACGGACUACGAGUUCUUCCAAGAUCUGGUUCCGUGGUCCUGCGUUCCCGCAAAGGAAGAAGUAGUACAGACCAUUGAUUCAUCUAAGAAAACUGAAGAAAGGGCACUUAAGAACGACACACCAUACACACAAUUCUCACCGCAAGGUUGGGAAAAUUUAGACGUUAACUCCCAGUUUCCACAGGCAGGCUUAUACAAUAACAUCUCCCCGCUCGAACCACUGUCGCCGAACGAAAAGUUCCCGCAGUUGGACGCCAACAUGCCUACCUUCCCAGAAUGGGAUAAAGAUACCAACAACAUGCAGUUUAAGGAAACAUUCUUAGACAUCAGCAGACUGCCAGUGGUUAUUGGAGACUUAGCGUCUGAGACGGUCGCUGAUACUAAUCCGUGGCAAGUCCAGGAUCCUGUAGAGUUGACCAACACACAUGACACCCAAUAUUAUCAUAUGUACACAAAUCCACCACACAACACAGCGCCCUUCAUCGAAGAAGAUUCCCUUGAUCUUAAAUUUGGGUCCGUCAUCCCACGGGAAGUGGAAAGCAACAACGUGGUUAUUUCCGAGUUCAUCAUCAACAAAGACCAAGACGUAAUGGGGGCAAUGGAAGAACCGGCGAUGCCGAGGCGUGUCGAGGGGCUGUCCGUGGACGUGUCGGCGCGGGCGCCCGCCUGGCCAUUCGACACCAUCAGCACUCCUGAAGUGCUCAGCUAUGUGGAGCAACUAGAAAAAGAAAAAUGCACACAGCCCUUGAAACCCCAAGAGCACUGGAUGGCCCACAACGCUUCUCUACCCGCCUCGAGUGAGUCCUACACGGAUCUCUCUUUAUCUACAUCAAAGGAAACAUUCACAGAAUUGGACACACCGCCACCCCCACAAGUCGAAUAUGAGCCCAUCACACCAAAAAGCGAAUCUCACAUGGAAUCAGACAAUGAUGACGUCAAAUCUACCGCCAGUAAGAGAAGACAUCAAGACAGCGAUGAAUCCGAUGAGACUUACACACCAUAUGCUGAACAGCCAUCCAGGAAAUAUAAAAGAAGGAAACCAAGUGUACCAAUCAAGGAUAUGAUUCUAGCACUAGAAGGUCAACCUAAGGCGCGGAGAGGACGCCCUCCUAAAAGACGGGAGAGCACAGUGUCCUCGGUGUGUAGUGUAGACGAGAACUCAUCGUCUAUCUCUACACAAGAGUUUAAGUAUAGAGAAUUAAGAGAUAAGAAUAAUGAAGCAUCUAAACGGUCUCGAAUGAACAGGAAACUCAAGGAGCUACAGAUGGAACAGUUAGCUGAUGAACUUGAAGAGAAAAAUAAGAAAUUGCGAGUUCGAGCUGACAUUCUAGAAGAAAUGACCAAGAGGCUGAAGAACGAGUUGAUGUCUGCUAUUCUGAAGAGCAAAUGAAGAGCAGAUAUCUUGAAUUUUUCGGUGUCUUUGGUCUUGAGCAACUUGAGUUUCCUGUCUCAUGUUCGUUCAAUCUAUAUUCAUAGUUGUGCUUAAGUACAAAUUGUUUUUGACUAAAUGCACAGAUUAUAUUUUUUUUCUAUGAUUAUGGAUAUAAAGAUCUUGCCAUGCAUGCUAGAUGUUUCUUACACAUUAAAUAAGAGCGUGUAGGUUAAAAUUCUUCAGUUGAAUUAGUUGUAAUCUAUGGUCUAUGAAAAAUAAUAUGAAUGUUAAAAAAAUCCAAAAAAAAAAACUUUUAUACUUAAAAAUAAUACCUAAUUGUAAUUGAUUUACAAUGAAUUAGUUAACCGUUUCCGUGCGGAUGAUGCCGCACAGGCACCAUGUAAAUCUAUUGCGUAUGGCGUAUGGUGCCCGAGAGGAUACAAAACUAAAUCAUACAAAACUCGGCUUAAACGACAUUCGUCAAAAGAGCCCCCUAAAUAAAAGUGUCUUUAUUUGUCACCCUUAUCAUUCCCACAGCGUUCGUUUUAAGUAAUUUCGCAAAUUAGCUGACAUCAGGGGUUGUAAACCAAGUUGCCGACACAUUUUAUUAAUGAUUAUAAUUCUAACAGCCCACUUUCUGGAAUGUUUCUCAAAAAUCAAAUGCUUUUGUCAUAAGGUUCAUUGUUGCCUAAAAACGUACAAAGAGUGCGCUGUUCGCCGGCCCUUCGCCUACGAAGUACCGUAUUUCCUUGCGCAUACGGUUGAUUAUUGUUUAAAACUACGCCGUUCAUAAUUGUUUGCGCCGGCGCACAGUAUAAUAUUUUGAUAAACUAGACGGACAAAAGUCAAUUUAGGACAUGUCUUAAAUGAUCCUUCUAACGCCAAAGAAUCAAGACAAGCUGCUUUGCUCUGGUAUUGGUACAAAAUAAUUUUGUCCCGCUAGUUUUUCAUACUAACUGUGCGGUGCAUAACUAUUUCACCCCGGCCGGGGCGGCGGGGCCCCGCGCUUCUGUCUUGCUGCCCUUAGUAAACAGACGUGACGUGAUCUUACUGCUUAUAUUUUCGACGACAUUCGCUUGUGCACUUGGACUCAGUGAUUUUAAAUUUGUGACGAUCAAAAUAGUGAAGUUAAAAUUGUUUCCCUACAAAAUACCUACUGUAUUAUAAAUAAUAAUAAAUAAAUAUCACCUCGCGACAAACUCAAGUGGUACGUGUAUAAAUUCUUUACAACACUUGAAUAAAUAAAUCCAUGAAAUAAUGCAAAAAGGUUUACGACCCCUAAUAUAAAUUAGUCACUCACCUUCCAUUUCCAUAAAAACACACAGAUCGUCACUUUUAAACGCACUGAACGAAUUUACUGACUGCCUACGUUAGAUACACAAUGUCAAAUGAUUAUUUUAGCAAGUAGAAACACGAAAACAAGCUAAAAGUGACAAUUCAUGGCGGAUGAUUCCCCAGGGGAAUCAUCAAACUUUCUGGCGCUUGGUGCCUCAGAGGCAUCACAGAAUUUUUGUUUGACGCCAGGCACUAAAGAUUGCUAAAAAGACUUCCGCACGGAAUCGGUUAAAUCAUGGUUUAAAGUUUUAUUUUCUUUUUUCAUUAAAAUUUGUCUUGUAUGUUAUAAAUUGUAAUUGAAAUAAAUUGUUGUAAUAUGACAUAA
This is a messenger RNA of Spodoptera frugiperda (fall armyworm), 5339 nucleotides long. RefSeq lists its product as uncharacterized. The record is from RefSeq and is a predicted model, not a curated record. Gene Ontology annotation, molecular function: DNA-binding transcription factor activity. The transcript is spliced from 5 exons. Bases 2084 to 3697 code for a protein of 537 amino acids. NCBI's taxonomy places the organism in Eukaryota, Metazoa, Arthropoda, Insecta, Lepidoptera, Noctuidae. Gene Ontology annotation, biological process: regulation of DNA-templated transcription.